This is a messenger RNA of Aureobasidium musti, 1173 nucleotides long. The record is from the annotation of a GenBank genome assembly. Lineage: Eukaryota; Fungi; Ascomycota; Dothideomycetes; Dothideales; Saccotheciaceae.
CGGAAGAACAAGAUGGGAGAGAGAUCAGAAGAACUGUUUCCAUGGCAUCUUGGUGUCUAUGAUGCGCACUGUCAUCCGACAGACACAGUCGCCAACAUCUCAUCAAUCCCGGAUAUGCAUGCCAGGAUCCUGACUAUCAUGGCUACACGUGCUCAGGACCAGGAGUUAGUAGCUGAUACGGCCGACAAGUUAGGUGUGAGGACAAAGUCUGAGCAAGAUUGGAGCUCAGAACAGAAAGUGAUACCGUGUUUCGGUUGGCAUCCCUGGUUCUCACACCAGAUGUUUGACGAGGAAACCUACCCCAACACCACAAGUCUUACUCCCGAGCAGAAGAUCGAACACUACCAAUCCGCCCUUACCCCAAGCCCGACCGAUCGCGACUUCCUUCUCGCUCUUCCCGAUCCCCGUCCCUUCUCAGUAUUCCUUGACGAAACCAAAACAUACCUUAAGAAGUACCCACUGGCAUUGGUCGGCGAAGUGGGCCUGGACAAGCAAUUUCGAAUUCCUGAAGCCUGGCUGCCAGGCCAAACGACCGAACGAGACGAAGCUCUCACGCCAGGUGGAAGAGAAGGGAGAUCUUUGUCACCAUAUCGUGUCUCCAUGGAACAUCAGAAAAAGGUCUUGUUAGCACAACUACAUCUGGCAGGAGAACUGGGACGUGCAACCUCUGUGCAUGGCGUCCAGGCUCAUGGUGUCGUGUUUAACACGCUUCAGGAAACUUGGAAAGGACAUGAGAGAAAGGUGCUCAGUAAACGCGAACGCAAAAAGCAAGAAGCUGCCAACCCAUCACCUACCAAAAACAAAGAUGAACCUGGAGAGGAAGAGAGGAAACCAACACCAUAUCCUCCACGUAUUUGCCUGCACUCUUACUCCGGGCCACCAGAAACAAUCAAACAAUAUCUGGAUCCACGAAUCCCAGCAAAGAUAUUCUUCUCAUUCUCUUCCGUCAUCAAUUUUUCGCAUGCAGGAGUUGCAAAGACCGAAGAUGCAGUCAAGGCAGUUCCUGACGACAGAGUCUUGAUAGAGAGUGAUUUGCACACUGCUGGCGAAAGAAUGGAUGGCUAUCUUGAAGAAGUGGUGAGAAAGAUUUGUGAGAUCAAGGGGUGGGAGUUGGAACAUGGAGUCAAGCAAUUGGCUGCCAAUUGGAAGAGUUUUGUUUUCGGUGACGAUUAG